GUCACACUGAAUAACAGCUGAUGUGAAAUAAUUCUUUGUUCUCAAUUUGCUUUAUAUUUUUAUGAUGAGUGUGUUGGAGUGGAAAAACGUCGAACUCUUCGAGUUAAGAUCUGUAAAUUCAAGUGGAUUGGAAACAAUAAAAGCCGAUAUUACUGCUCACUGUUGCAAUUUUACCAAAACUAUUAAUAAUACCUUAACAAGCAGCACGACUGUACUUUGUGAUUUGGAUGGAUUUGUACAUGUUAUAUUCGAAAAUGAUAAUCUCAGAACUACAAGCUUUAAAUGCCCUAACAGUCAAAAACCAGUUAAAUUGUGCGCAUUAACGACAAACCAUCUACUUACUCUCAUAACACAAGAUGAUGCAGACAUUUUUUCCUUUCGCAUAGAAGUAUACGAUCUGAAGAAUUUGAUGAAGAAGGAAAAACAUGCAUGUUGUAUUUCAACAGAACUCAUCAGAUCAACGAGUGCGGCAACAUUUCUUCAAGCAGAGUUCAUGGGAGAUCAAAAUCCAAAUGCGAUAUUUGCAAUCGGUAUUGGGUUUGAAAAAGGAGAUCUAUUACUUCAUUUCGGAAAAAUCAGUAGUAAAAUUGUGCUCAACUUUCGAAGACAUAUUAUUGGAACAGGCUCAAUAAAUGGCAUACAAUUUGAGGGAAAUUCUAUGGUAUCAGACAUAAAAACAUACAAUAUGUUUGUAACCUGCCUUGAUGGUAUAUAUUGCCUUGCAUUAAAUGAUAAGGGCUCUGUAGAGUUCAAAAGCGUUUUGGAUACGAACAAGAAUGUUGACAAUCAUUGUUCAACAAUAUCACAACCGAUUGGAUCCGAAUCUUUUCUCGUCGCUGGCCGAGAUGAUGCCAUAUACUGUUUUACUCGCGAUGGAGAUGGUCGAGGACCCUGCUACGCCAUUGGUGGAACGAAGAAGUUUAUUUCUUGGAUAGGACACUAUCUUAUCGUUGUGGUGAAUACUUCUAGCGAUUCCCUCGUAAUUUGCGUCGAUGUAGAAAAUAAGUUAAUUGUGUUUCACCAAAGAAUCAAGAAUUUAAUUUGUGUUGGCAGUGGCAAAGGAAGAAAUUCAUAUUAUAUCAUAACUAAGGCGGAAGCAUUGAACAUAUUCAUGUUGCAAGAGCACAAUACUGCAACUAAAGUUCAACGUCUGCUUGCCAAAAGUAUGUAUGAUAAUACACUUCGAUUACUAGAAAGAUCAGGAAAUGCCAACUCUCGGAAUACGUCGUACGUGCGAUUGAAAUUCGGCAAUAAUUUAUUGAUGAGAGGCGCAGUAAGCUCGGCUGUUGAGGAAUUUGAGCGUACUAUUGGUCUGAUCAAACCAUAUGACAUUAUUUCUAAACUACUAUAUUCCAGACACAACAAUAAUCUUAAUCGAUAUUUACGUAAUUUACUAAAAACUAAUCAUAAUCGGACAGUCGAGCAAAUAAAAUUGCAUGAAAGAUGUUUUCAUCGUGAAUCACUUGGUUUAAGAAUUCAGCAGUUUUGGUCUUCUCGAUCGCACUUUUGUGAUUUUCAGCAACUAUUAGUUCACGACAACCCUUUCUUAAGUCUUGUAAAUGCGCAAAGUAAGUCAGAGAACUUGAUUUCGAUUUUUCAAAACACUGAAGAAAAGGAAAUAUUACAUUUCUUUCAAGAGCAUGGGCGAGAAUUUCUUGCAAUGAAUUCUUCAAUGCUUUUGGAGACUCUUAAAACGUUAGUGCAAAACUGUAAAAUUCAAAAUAUACUUCCGUAUCUAAUAAUUUUUUCCGACCUUGACGAGUUUUGUAUAAACUUAUUAGUUGAUUUUUCGAAAGAACAAAUAAAUAGUGACGAAGGACUACAUUAUUAUAAACUUCUUCAUUAUCUAAGUCUUUGGCGCGAUAAAAAAAUAUCGUCUCAAACAAUUCAUAAGUACUUAAAACAAACGCCACUGAGAUUAAAUAAUACUUUAAUAAUAUGUAAGGCGUUUUUUUUUAAAAUUGAACCUAACAAUCCUAUUAAUGAUGACACAGAUCAAGCAACUAUAACUUGUCUUGAUAAAAAUUUAAAAAAAAGUAAAAGUGUUGCACCUUUGUUGUCCUUUCCUGGCACCAAGGUGUUAUAUUUGAGAAAUUUAAUGGUGAAUAAACUUUUUCAAAAUAGGGAAGAGGCUAAAACUGACCUUGAAUUAAUUGAAGAGCUUCGUGAGACAAUACAAUCAACUCAUAUUCUAUUGUCCCAAUUUACUUCUAAUCCAAUAGAAUUUCGUAAUAGCUGCUGUGAUCAAUGUCGUCAAUCGUUGCAUAUGCCCUCUGUCUAUUUUUUAUGCCAGCAUUCAUUUCACAUGGACUGCAUCCGCUGUAAUUAUGAUACAAAAAAUUGUUUUAUUUGUGACAAAAAUAUUAAAUGCAAUUCAUUUAUAAAUUACGAUAAAAUUGACAGUAUUAUACCCUGCGAUAUAAUUGAAGAAGUUUCCAAUUUGUUUGCAUCAGGAUUAGUUGGUUUAAAAGAUUGUAAAAAUGUUUCUGAUAAAGUUAAUGAUAAAAUAUAUAAUUGCGAUCCAUUUAUUAAUAACUUUAAGAACAAUUAUAAAAACCCAUUUGAAGAAAAUUAUGAUUCAAAUUUUAAUUGUUUUUAAUAAUAAUAAUAAAAU
Molecule: messenger RNA, 2614 nt
Organism: Drosophila nasuta
Lineage: Eukaryota; Metazoa; Arthropoda; Insecta; Diptera; Drosophilidae
Gene: Vps11
Product: vacuolar protein sorting 11
Exons: 1
Coding region: 62-2599 (845 amino acids)
Biological process (GO): organelle fusion; vacuole organization; endosome organization
Cellular component (GO): endosome; HOPS complex
Molecular function (GO): protein-macromolecule adaptor activity
Source: RefSeq, a predicted model, not a curated record